UGGGUUCUUUUAUUUAUCAAGACUCCUUUACUUCGGCUCCGUCAGGUUUGUCCCUUAUAAUCACAAAGAAGUGUUCGACGGAGUAGCUGAUUGCACAUGUCGUGUUAAUGCACUUUAAGCAACAAUUGUAUUAAAUAGUGCGAUCGACUUCAAAGCUGACAUUCUCUCUUUCCCUGAAUAGUUGGCCGGCAUUCGCUGUCAAUUUCACGGCUGGCUAGUGAUUGCUUCCAUUUUUAAGCCUUCUUCCGGAUGAACCUCGAUUUGAACUGGAAGAAGAAUUUCUCGAACUUGAACGGCCCAGAACUAGGCUGGUAGAACUGUUGUCAUUGCCUGGGUGCGAAUGGCAGAACCGAAGGGGAAGCGGCUGAAAACAUGCUUGCCCACCUGCACCUUUCACCAGCCCCUGUCCAGGAGCCAGGUGAAGCAGAACUAUCCACUGAGUGUGGAAGAGGCAGUCUGCGGCCUCAUCACUUUCUUCUACGAGGUGUCCUACUGGUUUCAGGCUCUGAUGGAGAUCUUUGAACAAGAUGAUGUUGCUCUGCCCAGAGUUGCUGCCUAUUUCCAUAAGAUAACCCAAGAAGAGGAGAAGAAUGCACAAACCUUACUUGACUACCAGACAGAGCGAGGAGGGCACUACUGCCCAAAAGAUAUUCAGAAACCCCGAUGCCUAUCGGUGCGUAAUAUUCUCCAGGCGCUGGAGCUGACGUGUCACCAGUGGAAAACCACGGCGUCCUUCCUUGAAGAACUCUGUGUGCUGAGCAAAAGCCUUGCCGACCCUCAUACUGCCAGCUUCGUCAAAAAGCGUCUGCUUGUUUCCAAGAUCGAACAGAUCAAAGUGGCCGGCGACCUAAUCACUAACGCCAACCGAGUGGGCUGCAGUGACGAUGGGGAGAUGAGCUUUGGCGAGUACCUGAUCGAUCGCCUCCAGGAAGAAUUGAAGCCUUCUGCCUGAAUUGUUCAGCGGUUUUGCUGCGCUCCAAAGACCAAAGAUCGAAACAUUUCUAGUAACGUUGUAACGAGUUUUUUUAAUUCUCCCCCUUUUCUGAUUGUAGAGAUAUUGAGUCUUAAAUCAAAACCUUAUUCCUUUUUUUUAAUCUUCACUUAAUAGUAAUGAAAAUGGAUAAAUCAGGUUGAAUAUCGGUAUUUCAUUCACCAUCGAUCUAAUGGGAUCUUUGUUGUUACUUGGAAGAAUUAGAGCCACUGUCUAAUUUUCCCAAACAUCACGCCCCUUUUCUAUUUAUGCACUAAGGGUCUUGUUUUCUUUAUUAUAAUUAUAAUAAUAGAAAAUAGUGGAAAUAAGAACCAAAUUUUUGUUUCAAACGCUGAAACAUCCGUUUACAUAGUGUGUUUUUGUUCCGUACCCUGGUCGCGAUAAAACGGAACUGAGGUUGUUUUCAACGAUAAUUGUAUGUGCCGCAGGGAAUACCCCAGUCCAGUAAAUACUCUCGUCGUCCUGAUGCAGGAUGACGACACGAAAUGUUGACGGUUUAUUUUCCCCAAAGCUGUGCCACAGCCGCUGAGUUCUUCCAACAAAUUGUUUGAUACCCCAAUAAAGCCCCGGUCCCCGGAACUGUUCCUCAUUCCCAAGUUCGAAUUCUGUUACAGCGCAGUAUUACAGCGGGACACGCCCCCUAUAAUCAGGUACAUUUAUCGGACUAUUUAUGAAUGGUUUUCAUGGUUCUGCAAGAGAGACACAGGUACUGGAAUCUGGAGCGGAUUGGUUGUCGCUCUUGGUCCAGUAGUAAUUCUCGCAUAGGACAAUCAUUACAUUUAUUUCGGAUCUUCCUUCUUCCCGGUACUGUUCACAUAUUUUCAUAGAUAGCUAAUGCUUAAGCAGCGCCCUCUUUAAUAAAUGAGCCCCGUGUCGUGUUCUGGUUUAGAUGAAACCAGGCUCUACUCAAAGGUAAUAAUACAGUAUUUUUUUUAAUUCUUUCUUGGACUACACAAAAGACUUUUGCAGAGAGAUUAAGUGACACGGUUUACUCGGAAAUAAAAGGCAGGCAGAUAUGAAAGUCAUGCACAUUGCUUAAAGGAUAUCCUGGGCGGUCUGUUUAUACUUGAAUCGGGCUCGGGGCAUGUCCUUAUUUUUGCUGAAAUUUUUGGUUUCCACUCCAAGUGUCUAAAGUUACGACAUUUGAUUUAUGACACUCCUUUCCCGACAUAUCCUUCUCAAAAAAAUUGGAAUGCGGGAAAUUUUAAAUGUAGUGAGGUGCGAUGCAUGUUUAAAAUGCGCCAUGGCUUCGAUUUCUCCUCCUCGGGACGGUGAUGACUUGCGAACUUACCCUGCUGUCCGCUCGUAGCAUGUACUGUAUGUCAGAAGCAACUAUUCCUGUUGCAACUCCGAUUGUGUACACUCGUAUUCCAACAAGAUUGAAGAUUUCGGAAACGAGAAUUUUAAAAUGCAGCUUUGUAAUAUUUUAAGAAAUUGAAAUAUUUUAUUAAGAAAUGAACUUAUUCAUAAAACAUUUUGAAAUCUAUUUUCUAUUUCAUACAAUUUAAAGUAUUUUCAUAUCUUCCUUAACGCCCCAUGGAGUGGUUUACAAAUGAUUCAAUAACUAAUAUUGUUGAAUUAUUUCCUUUUUCUGUAAGGGUAAGAUGUUUGUUUGGUAUGGAAUCAUAUGGUUUUAUACUGUUGAAAUUUGUGUCACAAAUUUACAAUAAAUUGCGUAUAUCUGAGUCCAGAA
This is a messenger RNA of Hypanus sabinus (Atlantic stingray), 2684 nucleotides long. RefSeq names its product Ferritin light chain, oocyte isoform-like. Bases 341 to 952 code for a protein of 203 amino acids. Gene Ontology annotation, biological process: intracellular iron ion homeostasis; iron ion transport. Gene Ontology annotation, cellular component: cytoplasm. The record is from RefSeq and is a predicted model, not a curated record. Gene Ontology annotation, molecular function: ferric iron binding; ferrous iron binding. The transcript has 3 exons. Lineage: Eukaryota; Metazoa; Chordata; Chondrichthyes; Myliobatiformes; Dasyatidae.